CUCUGACUCAAAGCCACAUUUGACUCUGCUGAAAUUUUUUUUAGCUGCGAUAUAUAAACAUCACUUCCCCCCGGAUUCGCAACCUCCUCUACAUCCGGUCAAAUUCAAACUACAUGACCAACGAUAGUGCUGCUGCCAACACGUUGGGGACCAUCGGGACGGUCCUCUGGUGCGUCCAGCUUGUACCGCAGAUCUACUUCAACUACCGCAAGAAGAACUGCGAGGGACUUCCUCCGCUCAUGCUCUUCCUCUGGUCGGCCUGUGGCGUGCCGUUUGCUAUUUACUUCAUCUCCAUUGACUCCAAUAUCCCGGUGCAAGUGCAGCCGUGCGUGUUCACGGUUCUCUGCUUGAUUGGCUUCGUGCAGUCGUUGUAUUAUCCGCCGGUAUCAUGGCCCACUAGACGCAUCAUUUUGGUUGUGGUGGCGUUUGUCGUCGGGGCGAUGGCGUUAGAGGUCGGCUUUAUCAUCCCGUUGAAGAGAUGGUACCAGGAAGGCACCACCUGGCCGCCGUUAAUCUUCGGGAUUCUUGCAUCCAUCUUGCUUGCUGCAGGUUUGAUUCCACCGUACUUUGAGUUGUGGAAGCGUCAGGGCCGCGUCAUUGGGAUCAACUUUAUCUUUUUAACCAUUGACUUCUCCGGCGCCGUAUUUUCCUUGGCCAGUUUGGCCGUUGACACUGCAAAGUUGGACAUCAUGGGUUGUGUGUUGUACGCCAUCUGCGCGCUGUUGGAGUUGGGGAUCUUUGCCUCGCAACUCGUCUGGCUCAUUCGUUUCCGCUGGUUGAAGACCGGCCGUUUGAACGACGCGGAGGAUAUUGGUGAUAAAGAAUUUAGUGAGGUUGAACUCCAGGCUACGGACCUGGCUGAAAGGCUCUGCGGUAAGGAGCCUCUGCGAGAAGAUCUGGACGAUCAAGAUUAAACAAUUCCUUGCCUUUCAUACAACGGCUUAACAGCAAUCCUUUCCUUUGCCAUUGUAUUGCAUAGGCGUAAGAUGGCCGGGCCUCUGCCCUGUUCCUGGAUUCUAAAUGGUGCGAUUGGCUCGUCUUUAUUGAACCGAGACUGAACAUCUGCCUUUGCAAAGCUGGGUGGAGAAGCUUGACCCUUCAACUUGAUAUGAACCGCUAGGACCAAUGCUCUCAAAUUUAUGGUAUGCCCGAAAGACAUACGCGACAAAGAUGUCAUCAUGCUGGCACCUGUGAUAGAAUCACAGGUUCAAAGAAGUUGGUAUAUCGAUGGGGAAACUGCUCUCAGAAAGGGGACAGCAUAAGUACUCUAAACCAGCCCCGUAACCUGGCCGGCUAAACGGGAUGAUGCAGUAUUAGUGAAGAGCCGAUAAGUAUGACAUUGAUGUAUGUACACUACAUUAGCAAAGUUGUGCAUGAGAAUAUUGU
Molecule: messenger RNA, 1386 nt
Organism: Babjeviella inositovora NRRL Y-12698
Lineage: Eukaryota; Fungi; Ascomycota; Pichiomycetes; Serinales
Product: PQ-loop repeat-containing protein
Exons: 1
Coding region: 114-914 (266 amino acids)
Source: RefSeq, a predicted model, not a curated record